CAGACGAAGCACACAGUAGGCAUUUGCGUGGUAGUUCACCGUGCGGCAUCGUGUGACAAAAAUUUUGUGACCAGCAGAGAACCAAGAGCAACACGAAACCAUGCCACUGAACAUUCUCGUCACCGGUGGGGCCGGAUUUGUGGGAUCGCACACCGUACUGGAGCUGCUGAACGCGGGACAUGCGGUCAUUUGUGUGGAUAACCUAUGCAACGCGUACGGUGGCGGUGAAUGCUCGAAGCUGCCAGAGUCUUUGAAACGGGUGCAGGAAAUUACGGGUGCAAGCAUAACGUUCUAUGACGUGGACAUUCGUGACCGGGUCGAGUUGAAGGGCGUUUUUCAGAAGCAUAAAGUUGAUUGUGUGGUGCAUUUCGCUGCCCUGAAGGCCGUCGGUGAAUCAUGCCGAAUCCCAUUGAAAUACUACCAAAACAACAUUACCGGUACGAGUAUUCUGUUGGAAGUGAUGGCGGAGGUCGGGGUGUUUAAAAUAGUUUACAGCUCGAGUGCAACGGUAUAUGGCGAACCGCAGAAGCUUCCCUUGACGGAGAGCCACCCGACGGGGAACUGUACGAACCCGUACGGCAAGAGCAAGUACUUCACGGAGGAAAUCAUGAAGGACCUAUGCGAGUCGGAUCCUCGCUGGUCUGUCGUUUCUCUGCGCUAUUUCAACCCUGUCGGGGCGCACAAAUCGGGCCGCAUCGGUGAGGAUCCGAACGGCGAACCAAACAAUCUGAUGCCGUACAUCUCACAGGUGGCUGUGGGACGAAGGGCUUGUCUGCGCGUGUUUGGCAACAACUACGACACGCCCGACGGGACGGGCGUGCGGGACUACAUUCACAUCGUCGAUCUGGCUGAAGGGCACGUGAAGGCGAUUGAUAAGCUGACAGGAGGGACGAUCGGUGGGUUCUGUGUGUAUAAUCUGGGAACGGGCCGCGGGUACUCGGUGUUGGAAGUAGUUCAAGCCUUCUCGAAAGCAUCUGGAAGGGAGGUGAAGUAUGAAAUUGUAGAUAGACGUGCUGGGGACGUUGCGUCCAGCUAUGCAGAUGUAUCACUCGCCGCCAAAGAGCUCGGAUGGACCGCGAAGCGGGGACUGGAUGAGAUGUGCGAGGACACCUGGAACUGGCAGAGGAGCAACCCGAACGGGUUUGCCGGGUAGUGGGGAAGAAGGCGUUACUAAUUGCACCAAAGUUACGUUGCAUUUGCAGCAGUUAUGACUAACAAUUCCUUCGUACAGUGCUUUAUGCCUUUUAGUUGCAUUUCUCUAACGCUUUCCGUAGCACAAUUCUUUAUUCAAUUUAGUGCAAUUGGGUCGUGUAGACACUAUCUUGCCCUUGUCGUACACUAACAACCUCCGGGGGCAUGAAUAGCCUUGUAAGAUGCAGCAAAUGAUUGGAUUAGUAAAAUUAAGCACAUACAUAAUGCUGCACAUGUAUUAUUGUUUUUAAUGCAUUGCUGUUUUGUGGUUUCGCGAAAUGCAUAAACAAAAAAUGAAUAAAUGAUUUAUGUAUGA
Messenger RNA from Anopheles nili, 1507 nucleotides. RefSeq names its product UDP-glucose 4-epimerase (gene Gale). The coding region runs from base 101 to 1153 and encodes 350 amino acids. Gene Ontology annotation, cellular component: cytosol. Gene Ontology annotation, biological process: beta-D-galactose catabolic process via UDP-galactose, Leloir pathway. NCBI's taxonomy places the organism in Eukaryota, Metazoa, Arthropoda, Insecta, Diptera, Culicidae. The record is from RefSeq and is a predicted model, not a curated record. The transcript is spliced from 4 exons. Gene Ontology annotation, molecular function: UDP-glucose 4-epimerase activity.